This is a messenger RNA of Triticum turgidum subsp. durum (durum wheat), 1845 nucleotides long. The record is from the annotation of a GenBank genome assembly. Lineage: Eukaryota; Viridiplantae; Streptophyta; Magnoliopsida; Poales; Poaceae.
AUGGCUCGGAAAGAAGUUGACAUCCACUUGAAGGAAGUAGGGUAUAUCAACUGCUAUGCAUUUUUCAUGGCCUACCUGUUGAUGGCCAUUAGGGGGCUGGGCUACCUCGUCAUUACCUGGUCCACCGUCGUUCUCCUAGGCGGCUUUGUCUCGGAUCUGGGGAAGAAGGACUUUUGGUCCCUCACCAUCAUCACCCUCGUCCUAACACCUCGGGUCUGUGCUGAUGUCGGUCUGAAGGAGAAGCUAAUGGAUAUUUGGUACUCGUUCCAUGGCCUCUACCGUACUAUAUUUGCCACGCUGGACACCAAAAAUUCUAUCACCCUAGCAUAUUGGCCACGCGGACUGCUAGCAGUUGUUGUGUGGUUGUGUCACCUGCUCGUGGCUCCUAUAGUAGUGGGCCCUCUAGCAGCUCUCUACGUGUGUGGGCCGCUGUUGAGCGCCGGGAUUUCUGUGUGGCGUCUAAUAGAACAUGACUACGGCGACGUCAUGAAGGAAGAAGGUUGCUGCAACUGCAUGAAGGAUGAAGAUUCACACCUGCAGCCGGCUCUGAAUGUCUUGUACACACUAGCUCUGUUGCAGGGUUUGCUCUUCUGUUACAGGUGUUGUCAUUUUCCUUUUUCUUUUUAUAAAGGGAUUUUUUGUGCAGUCAAUAGUUGCACCGAUGUUAUAGAAACAACACUUAAGAAAAACCCGAUUUUAUGUUGCAGGUUUUACGCGUCUUUUGCGCGAAAAAGGCUAGUGCGUGAUGUCGCGAAAGAGUACAACAUGAGCAAUGACGAACAAUUGGUGAAGGCUGUGAAGAAGUACCUGAGUGAGACGGUGAGCAGGUGCGAGAAGGACCCGGCUUUCUUCAAGGAAACAAAUCUGGCCACGUACGCCGUUGGAAUGAUCAAGUCCAUCGAAUCAUUGGAAAGCUUCGUUUCUGGGGCAAGGAUUCUGGACGUCCUCUUGAACUACGCCCUCACCGUAAAGGACAAGCGACCGCGUAGACUCACGGAAGAGAAGCAGAAGGCGCUCACAACAGACCUCAUAGGUUUGGCGUCCACCAGCCAUGUAGUCAAGAAAUUGCUGCAGGCGAUGGAUUCCACAAGCCCACACGGCGUGGCAAUGAGGGGGAUUGCCGCCAACAUAUUGGCGAACAUUGCCGGCAGGACUCCUCUGAUGCAAUUCUCACAAGUGAUCCAGAGCGUAGGCUCGCUGAUCGACAUCUCUCAGCAGCAACUUGAAGGGGAAUGUGCCGUCGCCAAGCUCCAAAGUGGACUACAGGAAGCUGAAAACUACAGGAAGCUGCUUAUGGAGAAAGGCUUCGAUAUCCUUCACAAGCUCGCCGCCGACCAAGAAAACUGCAGAGCCAUAAGCAACUCCCAGGGCCUACGGUCCAAGGCUGUGGCGCCUGUACGCUCCGACCUGCUACAUCUCAUGGACCAUGAGGCAUGGUCGACCACCAUCGUAGACAAGUCGCUGCAAGUCAUGGCCAGCCUCGUGGCUUCUCCGGGAGAGACUGGUGCCCAGCUGCGUAACCAAAUCUCAAGUGACAAGGAAGUGAUCCAUGGCAUGGAGAGGAUCCUAAGAUGCUGUGGAUGCAGUGAACAUGUUCGCAUAUUAAGCAUUGAGAUUCUCACGCACCUGGCCAUGGAUGAGGAGGAGUCACUGCGUGUCAACAAGGAAAGCAGAGAAAAUUUUAUCAGGAUGCUCCCUUCCAUCCUCACUGAUGACGCCAAAGAAUGCUCCAUUAGAGAAUUGGCGGGUGAAGCACUGGUGAUGCUAAGUCAAAGUAAAAGCGACGCUGCCAUCAUCUUGAAGGCCAACGAUCAUGUUGUCCGUGAUCUCACUAAAAUCCUUUGA